UUUUUAAAUUUAACUCGGAUACUCGGUAGUAAAGAUCAAAAAAAAAAAUGGAAGUUUAAUAGUAAUACUCCAUGUAGUUAUUGGAAGAUGAUGGUGUCAAUUGGCAAGCCCUUCCGGCGGUCGACCGUUUGCGGUUGAAAUCUUUUGAAUUUCUCUCCUCCAAAUUAACCGCUCUUCAUUUAAAUCCAAAACAUUUCUCUAUCCAUUAUCCAAAAUAUCAUCGAUCAAAUUCUCUAGCAAUAAAAUUUGCAAAUCAUCACUGGAAAAAAAACGAAAAGAAAUGGAGAAAUCAGCGUCAGAGCGGAUCGGCAUCAGAAUCUACACAGCCAGUCCGAAUGUAGAAGCCCCGCCCCCGCCCCCGCCGCAGUACCCCUCUACCGGCGAGCCUCCGAGCACCGGACGCAAGAGGCGAGCGGUUGCGAGCGGCGUGCAGAAGACGCUCUCGAAAACCUCCCUGCUGGCCAACUUCCUCCCUACGGGCACCCUCCUGACCUUCGAAAUGGUGCUGCCGUCGAUCUACGCCAACGGCGAGUGCUCCGCCGUGACCACCCACAUGAUCUACGCCCUCCUGGCGCUCUGCGGCUUCUCAUGCUUCUUCUUCCACUUCACCGACUCCUUCAAGGGCCCCGACGGCAAGGUCUACUACGGCUUCGUCACGCCCCGAGGCUUGGCCGUCUUCAAGUCCGGCCUUGGGGUCCACGUGCCCGACGACGACAAGUUCAAGCUCGGGCUGAGCGACUUCGUGCACGCCAUGAUGUCCGUGCUCGUCUUCGCUGCCAUCGCCUUCUCCGACUACCGGAUCACCGGCUGUGUGUUUCCCGGCCACGCCAAGGAGUUGGAUGAAGUCAUGCAGAGUUUCCCCUUGAUGGUUGGGAUUGUCUGCAGUGGCUUGUUUCUCGUCUUCCCCACUACUCGUUAUGGCAUUGGCUGUGUGUCUGCCUGAAUUUGUAUCUACUUAUUAUAUUGUGUUGUAUAUAAAUGGAUGAUGGGGUGAAUUUGUUUCUAAACUGUCGUUACAUA
Molecule: messenger RNA, 1020 nt
Organism: Salvia miltiorrhiza (redroot sage)
Lineage: Eukaryota; Viridiplantae; Streptophyta; Magnoliopsida; Lamiales; Lamiaceae
Product: protein DMP9-like
Exons: 1
Coding region: 281-943 (220 amino acids)
Biological process (GO): endomembrane system organization
Source: RefSeq, a predicted model, not a curated record